Molecule: messenger RNA, 1155 nt
Organism: Rhizoctonia solani
Lineage: Eukaryota; Fungi; Basidiomycota; Agaricomycetes; Cantharellales; Ceratobasidiaceae
Product: thiamine biosynthesis protein
Exons: 3
Coding region: 1-1155 (384 amino acids)
Biological process (GO): regulation of translational initiation
Cellular component (GO): cytoplasm
Source: RefSeq, a predicted model, not a curated record
AUGCCCAAACGACGUGCGACAUCUCCCGCGCAGCAGACCUGUGCACAGUCCAAAUCCGCACGCCAGGCGGAGGAAACAGGAGAUGUCAAAAGUGGCACUGCUCAAACUUCACCAUCGUCGGCGAACGAUGACCAUGGUGAUAGAACCCCGACCCGAGGAACCGACGACGUUUCGAACUCUGACGGGUCUAAUUCUGUACCACAGACCAAGAACCUUGAAGAGUCUGUCAGGCCCUCGACUUUAUCGGCUCUCGCACCUGAAUUUCUACCGCGCUCUGCUUCGGACUCGGGAACAACGACUCCCAAGACCGAUGCGACUCCCAAAUUUGUCCAGGCAACCUUGCCAUUCACGAGUCAACCGAGCACCAAGUCCCAGUCGAGGCAGACAUCCAAAGGUUCUGAAAGUAAUUCACCCUCUAAAGCCACAAUUCGACCAGUCUUCAAGUCGGAGCCUAUCGAAGUGAAGGAUUCCGUCUUUCAAGCACGCCUCUUUUCACUCGAAUCCUUCGCUCAAGUCCCGAAAAUCAUAGCGCACAUGAGGCGGCAGUAUCCGGAUUUUCAGCACCACAUGGCUGGGUGGCGGCUCCUUGCGCUCAAACCCGGAAUGACAGGCCUCGAAGGCGAGGAUGCAUUUGAAGUUCGACAGGGAUGGGACGACGAUGGAGAAAAACGAGGAGGAAAGGCGGUGGUGGACGUAAUCGAAAAGACAGGUCUGUGCGAUGUGGUCGUUGUGGUUAGUCGGCGAUUCGGCGGAACUCUCCUUGGACCUGCACGUUUCUCGCACAUUGCGGACUGUACACGCGCAGUAUGCACCGCCAUGUACGAACGGGAAAGGGCCGCAGAGCGCGCAUCUCGAGUCGCAGACCUUGUAGCUCAGCUAUGUGAAUGGGAUACAGAAGUGGCUGAAUUAAGGUUAGAGAUCGCUGCACUGACCAAGGUCGAGACCAGAUCCGGAGAAGUGGGAGAGAAAGAGAAGCAGCCUACCAUCUCGGUCUCGUUCAAGCCUCCGGACUAUAAAAAUGUAUUAAAUCCCCCGGACGUUGAAAAAGCCGAACGCCUUUUACAAGCGAGACAAAAGACCGUGCAAAGUCUAAAGGCUGUGCUUGAGAAGAAGGGAAAAUCGGGUGCAGAGGAGACGCCCACGCCAUCAUCGUAG